UGGUUAUAAGAAAGGCAACAUAGACAAAGCAAUGUGCAGACCCUGGUAACCGAGUGGCGUGUGUAUGUGUGUGUGUGUUGCAAGUGUGACUGUGAUCGUGCGUGCUGCUUUUUGAUCCCGUGAAAUUGCGUAUUUAUUUUGUCCACUGCAACCCGGUACGUGUGACUGGCUACGUGAGAAUGUGCAAGCUAAGGACGAUCGUAACUGCCCGAUUUUCCGCGUGACAACGAAGUACGCCUCGCCGGAUAUUUUACACGAGUCAGCUGAGCGAGGAAACAAGCAAGUGUUAUUCUUUUUUCCCUCCUCGAGUCACGUCGCACACGGGAGACACACACAGCAAGCGGAGAAGGAGAGUUGUGAGUGAUGGAGGACUUCAAGCGCGGUCUAGCGGCUUUCGUGCGCGGUGUUUACGAUUCCGUCAUGGGCAUAGGUGUAAUCCUAACCCUGCAAGCCGAGCAGAAGAAGAGCGCUGCCCAGAAAGCCGCAGAUGCGCAACCCACAACAACGCUGGCGCUACGCAGGGCCGCAGUCAUGCAGGCUAGUCUAACCUUGGGAGCUUCUUCGUCGACGGUUGAAGAGCAGCUGCAGAAUGCUCCGGCUCCAUCCCCCUCAACCCCGCAACGGACUAGGCGCGAAGAGCCGCUGCUACUGUACCGUAUGUUGCAGUGCUGUACGCUGAACGGUGGCGUCUUCAUUUGUAGCUUACUCGCCUUCGACUACAUUCUUCUUCCCGCCGUUCUGUCUCUAAUAGUCUUGCUCUUCGGGCACAGCCAGGUAUCACCGGCCAACACAAUCUGGAGCUGGUUGCGACCUCUGCUCGUGUGCACCUUUCAGGCCCUCUGGGUGCUACCACUGUUCCUGCUGAGCAAAGUGGUGAACAGCCUCUGGUUCCAGGACAUUGCGGACAUAGCGUUCCGUUACACCACCGGCGGUCGCCAGAGGUUCCUGCCCAGUCUGAGCCGCAUCCUUUCAGACGUUUUGUUCAGUGUUCUGGUUCAGACACUGUUCCUGUUCCAAUCUUUGUUCUUCGGCGCCUUGCCCAAAACCAUCCCAUGGGUCAACGAACUGACCAGCCUGGUUCACCUGAGCAUGCUGUACUCGCUCUACGCCUUCGAGUACACCUGGUUCAGCCGCGGCUGGGAGCUGCACCGGAGGCUCUCGUUCAUCGAGGAAAAUUGGCCGUACUUCAUCGGGUUCGGACUCCCGCUGGCGUUUAUCACGUCCUUGUUCGAGUCCUACUUCAUGAGUGGCUCAUGCUUCUCACUCCUGUUCCCGCUGUGCAUCCUGAGCGCCUCCGUAGUGACGCCCGUCAUUGGAACGGUCAGCAUUCCCCUCAAGCUCUUCUCUCCGUCCAUAUGGGUGUCCAAUGCCAUCUUCCGUCGGCUGACCGCAAACUGCACCGUCAAGCCGCCCGUUCGGCCUGCAGUUCCGCGACAGAAGCGGUCGGCCACCCGCGAGCUGCACAAGAAGUCGGUGUCUCCCCGCGCAUUGCGUCCAAGGACCGCCGCCACACCCAGCUGAUGGACCCACAUGCAGACACCGUGGGCGUCUUGACGUUUUCCUACGCGAGGCGGUUAUUCGACAUUCGCGGUCGCAUUCGUAAACCGCCACGCCGUUCUACGAAUGCGACUACUUCCCUCGCCAACAUCGACACAACAUUUGCCACAGCCACGAGGUCUGGGUUGCCGCAUGACCGAGGUGGCUGCCACAGUCUGUGAGCAGUUUAUGAUGUGAUGGGUGUUGCUCCUCUGGCGACUGUGCGACACGCCCGGCUUUGUUCAGGGGCACAUUUGUUUUUAACUGAUUUUUAAUUAUUGACUCGUCAUACGAGGUUUGACAGUCUCGAGAUGUGCCCUUGACUGCCACACACAAACUUUCUUUGUUUUUUUUAAAGCUGGGUGUUUCGCAAUGCUUUUUGGUCUCUAAGGUCUCGGCUGUUGCUGUUACAUUGCGACAAUGGAACAGCGGCUUGCAGACACUGCUGCGAGCAGCUGCAUACACAUAAUAUACAGGACACUGUAGAGAUUAUGUUCCUUGAUUCCUAUUGAACAAGGCAUCUUUUAUUAUCUACGGUACUGUAAUAAAAGUGCAUGUUUUAUUGUUUUCAGUCUGCAGUGCUAGUCUUUCUCAUUCCCAACAUUGGCCAUAACCUCCGCAUAAAAUGGUUUGUUAGGAAGCCCGCAGGGAACAGUUCCUUUAUGCCCCCAUGUUAUGCAAGUCUAUUAAAUAGGAAUUUGUAAUUUAACAUAGCUCUUGCAGUGACGCCAUAGGCAGACAGACCAUCAUCUUGAGGAAUUUCUUGCCAACUGAUGUCACUUACACCUUUUUGUUUUACCAAGCAAAGAGCAGUACCUACUCCUUAUUACAUUAUAUUUCUUUGUAGACUUGGUGUUGCAAACAUUGGGUCUACUGCAUGUAGACCUUGAAAGCAGCUUUGGCUGGCAUGUCGGAUGUUCUCACCUAUGUCUGCUAAUUCUUGCAGAAAUCUGAUGCUGGAGCUUGUUUGCACGCACAACUGUCGCAAUGUUUCUUUUUGUUUCUACACUUCCACGCGCCAGUAACUAUCUCCAUAUUGGCAAGCUGAGCAAGUGUGGUGUAAAAUUGCGAGUGUUGCAAUGCUGGCUGUGCUUUAAUUAGUUUUGGCUGAGCCAGCUUGGAGCACUGUAGCACGCAGUGUGGGACCACGGCUUCUUUGACCUGUACGCCAGAGUUGCAUCCGCCUUGUCUAGUUCUAAUGCUUCACCAUACGCCAGUGUGUACUCCAAGAUUCUCCCCACCCUUCUUCUAUGUACAACUUUAGAAGUUUGUUGGUAGCUUAAAGCUCGUUCGCAAGGCCUUCUGUCAAUGCUAAAAGAGGAGAGAGAAUUUCGGCACCAUUUGAAUUUCCCUGCACUUGACGAGUUAGUUCCGUCGAGUUCGUUUCUCUUGCAGAACUGGUGUAUUGUGGCCUGCUCCUCUCUAAUGUGGACCGUAAUUUCUGUGGCGUCGAGCCCCUCCUGAACAAGUUCAUGAAGUUCAUGUGAAUUGAAUGAACCUUGACCUAAGUAGACUUCAUGGUAUUCCAUCACAACCUUGCAGCAUGCGUAGCCUAAAAAUUGGGCUUAAUUAUUUUUAUUUGCUAGUUGUUGGAGCAGUGAGAUUUAUUGACACCUGAUUUCUACAAUGUCAACAUAUGCCUAAUUUUAAUUGACCUAAAAUUGCCCAGUGUAUCUUUUCUUUGUCAUUUUUGCUGCUUGUCAGACAAAAACUUGCAAACGAAAGAAAUUUAUGACCCAGGAAUCGAUCGUGCAAAAUCUCUUUCCUGAACCAGCUUUUUGUUGCAGCAUCUCAUUUCAUUGUUUAUUAUCAAGCUUGAUACAAUAUGAAAGCAGUACGGACUAUUCAUAAUUGCUCAGUUCACAUUUAUCGGCACACUAAGAUGCUCAAAACGACACAUUGCUUGGAACGACGUAAAAAAAGUUCCAGAAAGAACUACCAAAGUAAAACACGUUCACAAACGACACCUAACUUUAAGAGAAAAUGUUAUAAAAGACAUUGUUGCAACAGCCACAAUUUAACAAUGCGCACUUUUAUAUAAGCAACACAACUAUCGCAGGAGGACACCUUGGUCUAGGCAUAAAGGUUGGGAGGCAAUGCCAGUGCCUCGCUGCUUUAGGCACUGUUCUACCAUGUGUUGAUUUCUGGUCAUACCUGGAGAAGUUUCAUGACAAGCUCAAAAAGCCGCGUUCUUCAUACAGACCUUUAAAGGCCUUGCACGAAGUGCAGGAAGCACUGAAUGACAACUCGUGCACUUCACAUCCAAAGGGACACUAAAAGAUACAAUGUUAUACCAUGCAUUUAAUUGCACACUAACCUAUGAGCAUGCCCUUUUGCAUACUGUCUGGCAGUCGGAGUUUACAGAAAUCUGAAGCGCAUCUUCUUUGUGCAGACUUGCACACCCACUGCUUCCUUUAUAUAUCUUGCAGAAUUCUAUACAAGCCAAAGGUCUGAAUUGUUAAAUCAAUUUCUGUUUCAAAGAUUUUCUAAAUUCAUCAAUACCACGAAUUCAUUCCUUUCAUUACACCUAUUCUAGCAGCUGUCGCAGCAAGACAUUCCUGCAUGUAACGCGUUUCAAUAAAUUGACAAUUAAAUUGUAGUAUAGGUCCUUAGCCAACCUGUCCUUCGUAAGAACAUCACUAGGGCUUGGGACAAAUUCGUGCCAGUCAGAGCAUCAUCGGAGUUUCCAAUUUGUGCAGUUUUCACUCAUAUAAACCGAAUGUUCUAACAAUCCACCGUUUGAGGAAUGCACAGGCCACAUUUCGGUGUCCAUAGUACAUGAGCCACACCCUUAGUUCCUGUGACUUUCGUGUGCCGACCCUAUGUUUGCUGCUGCAAAAAUCACAGUUCCUCUGCUGCAUGCCGUAAAAGUCUAAUCGAGGGCGGAGUUUUCCGGCUUUCCCAGGACUGCUCGCCACUGUUUGGUGUUCCUAGUCUCGGCAUCAGGUGUGGCAUUGUGGAGCUUUUGAGCUGCUGUUUCACGGGAGCCUUGUGCUGUUCCUGGCAAGUUCACACUUGUCACUUAGCAUUCACAUGUUGUAGUUGGGCCCGCACUGCAAGUCUUUCAGGCUGUUCCACUGUUUGUCCACUUCAGUGCAAGUGGUCUUGCGCCUAUUUCGACGGCCGACAGGCUCGUACGUUCACCAGAGGGAGCGUUGCUUGGGUCCGGCACAUCACUCCGCUAGACAGUUGUCACUCUUGUGGCUUCUUUCAUGACCUCUCAAACACAGUGAUGCUUGUCCUUUGGAUAAGAUCAGGAAAUCACUACUGUUUCCGUAGUUCACAGAGUGUGGCACAUCUUCCAGGUCCAGUCUUUCCUUGAGCCUCGGGGAAACAUCACGGGAAUGGAUUCUGGUGAUGGAUAUGUCCGCAACCCAGUAUCUAACAGUUGCACUGUUCACCGUGCCACACUUUUUGCAGCUUGUACUGCUUGUAUGAGAACGCAGCUUGUACUGCUUUUCAGUUGCCAGAAGAAAAAAACUUAAAGCAUUAGGCUGCACGCUUAUUCACUAAGCUUGUACCAGCUUGUGAUGUGAAUGUUUAAUGUGCGAUAAGCACUUCGACAGCUUUCCCGAUGUAAUUACAGUCCAAGGUUUUUCACACUGACCACUGCUUAGUGUUGUCUCGCAUGUCGUCGGACAGCUUGCGGUAAAAAAGAGAAGAGGUCCACUCGCCUAACAAACGCAAGUGGCAGUUUGUGUGGCAGAAUGCCUAUUGCGACAGUUGCAUUCUGUAAUUCACGUGGCCUUGUCCCUGUGUCACAGUACAGUUUUUUGUAAUUAAGCUAUUGAGUCCAUUAUUGUGAAUGCAAGCAGCACAGAAAAAAGGCUCCUUGCACUGCAUCCCAGGGUCCUCUAAUUUCGGUUCUCCUUCAUAUCCCAAUGUUGGCGAUUAUGCUGGAACCGGCAUCUUCGUACACUGUGCUCCUAGUUGCAAGCCCCCUUCCUGCAUAAAGCAAGCAAGAAUUUCAGAAUACACAUUCGUAGUUUCCACUGCUUCAUUUAGAAGCUGCCAUUAUACGAACAGUGUGUUUGCACUUCAGGAGAAGGUUCAUUCUCUCUGCACCAAAAGCUUGGAAAUUGAAGGCGUAUGGAAAUCAUCACUUGCAAUGCCUGCAAAGUGAAACUUGAACAGUUGAUGCAUGGGCCCAUAAAACCAGAAUACGCAGUACAGUCGAAGUUCCUUCGGGAAGUAUGCCACCGAGCUUGCAAAGGCUACGAACAGUUUGGAAUAUCGAUGAACAAAAGACCCACUUCUGUCAUAGUUUCGACUAUUGCUACGAAAUAGCAUCUUUAACGUUUGCACAGUACUUUGCCAGCCUUCAUCAUCGAUUGGCUUAUAGCAACUGCUCAGUGAUAGCCAUUGGCCCUAUCUCUCAUUAGUGUCAAAAAAGAAUGUUGGGAGUGCAUUGUCCACCUGCAAGUAGCAACUAAGGGAACUGGUUAUUACUAAUAACUAAGUCAACAUAUAUCGUUGGACAUAGCAACAACAGACUGGUGUACGUAUUAAUCGUGAGGGGGAUAUGUAUUCACUCCUUCGAUGGGUCUACGCAUAGGUGUUUUAAAGAGGCAAGGAGCCGCCAGUACACUCAUUUACCGCCUUUUUUGUGUGUGCGUGCAAAGACUAUGCUUUUACUUCAAACUUGUGGUGCUUUACAUGCAAUGUUGUGUUUUGACAAGCCCUGCGAGUGGUGUCAUCUGUGCGUUGGACUGUACUUCGAACGUGAUACGCGUGUUUGUAUUGGUGCUGGUAUUAUUUAAAUGCCGAGAGCCUGUGAUCAUGUAAAUUGGUAUGUAAAUAUGAUCUUUUUUUUGUUUGUCUCAGUGGCGUGCGACUUUCUUAAGUGAGAUAGAAUCAAAUAUAUAUAAUAUGCAUACUGAUGCAAAUGGCUUGCCCGUCUGGUGGCGGGGGAAGGCCUGGAUACGAGUGUAUAAUGUAAUGUGUAUGUGUGUUGUAUACCAUCUCUUACGAGGGUGUUUUUGUUUAAAGAUGCCAUCUACUUGUUCUGUCGGCUGGUGUGUUGAAAUUUUUUUUUUUCUUAUAGUGCAAUGUUUGGGUGUUUUUAACCUUGUAAAGUGCAACGCCCUAGUCAUUGCUGCCAUGCACUCAGCCGUGUAAAAGCGCAUUUUUUGGGUAUAAAUAAAUAUGCCGAAGCUUUAUGCGCAAUC
Messenger RNA from Rhipicephalus sanguineus (brown dog tick), 6704 nucleotides. It is a transcript of the gene tank, whose product is annotated as etoposide-induced protein 2.4 homolog. Gene Ontology annotation, biological process: macroautophagy. Gene Ontology annotation, cellular component: endoplasmic reticulum. Lineage: Eukaryota; Metazoa; Arthropoda; Arachnida; Ixodida; Ixodidae. Bases 364 to 1521 code for a protein of 385 amino acids. The transcript has 2 exons. The record is from RefSeq and is a predicted model, not a curated record.